GUGGUUUUGUACUUAGACAUUUUAAUUCCGAGCGAUGAUAGCGAAGUGAUAUCGCGCGUGAUAAAAUUUGCAUUUACCGCCGCAAGCAUAGGAAUCGUUCUGUUUUAAGUGGCUUAGCGUACAAGCGUGCACUUCUUUCUUUUCAAUCGGUGACUCACAUGGAAUUACCAUUGGCAUUCUGUUCGGUUCUCAUCUCAGUAGACCGUGAACCAUUGGCGAGGGAGGACGUGACUCUAAGCUACUCGUCAGUGACGCGCCAUGUGACGAUCGGUAGGCAUGCAAAGUUGAAAGUGACUAUCAUCAAGUGUUUCAGCUUUCCGUAUAUACAGACGUAUAUAUUUCCUCGAGAAAUGUACAGAUAGGAAUACGGAGAAUUUUAUUAACGAUAAUUACAAAGUGCGAAGUCACUUUAUGAAUAAUUAAUUGACACAUAAUUCAAAAUUGUCGAGACAAAUCAAUCCGAUUUGGUAUCGUUAGCAAAAAAGUGAGAAUUAACACUUUGUGUUAAAAAAUUAAUUAUCAAAGACGAGAAAUGACUUGGUGCGAAGAAAACGAAUUUCUUCACAUACUGCCGAGACCGGCGAGACGGAUUGUUUGGUCUUGGCAGGCUGAAAAUGGCACGGUUUUCCAAAUACCGAAAAAAAAUUUACAAUCGACAACCGAGUGUUUCAUCGAACUGACGAACAUUUCUGUCGCUGUUCUUACAACACUCGUCGUCGCACUUUUAAUUUUCAAGUACAGGUGCGGCGUGAAACAAAAGCCUUUUAUGACGCUCUUGCCGCUUCACAAGAGCAGAACCUUGCUUUGUAUUUUAUUAUUGACAAUUCUCUUGUUGGAACUAUGUGAAUCCGUACUGACAUCGGUUUCAUUGUCGUCGAUCUUGAUACUGAUCGCCGUGCUAUGUUGCUGGAUAUUGCAUCGCGAAACCGAGGUCAGAGAUGGUUUCGGUACCAUUGCGUCCGGCGGUGGAUUUACGAUAAUUGGUCUCUCGCGAGCGUGGAGGCUUUUCUACUUGUGCAGAUUCGAUUUGUCCAUCGAACACGUUCGUGUUGCAACAACAGCAAUUACCGUCGCUUGUUGCGGAUUGCUCGCCAUUAUUGACUCUUACACACUUUAUCGCGUGAUGCAGAAAACCAAACGGUAUUACACCGUUAAGGGGUCCAAUAACACACGGAACUCUUACGUGCAUUCCGUCUCGCCGUUCGUCAGCAGAAUCACCUUUUACUGGGUGACCGGUCUGCUGUCGCGCGGCUAUCGCGCAUCACUCGAACUUCACGACCUCGGUCAGCUUCCGGACGAGGAAACCGCGAGGAACCAGUUCGAACGUUUCCGUGACAUCUACGAGACCGAGAAGCUGCGAAACUGCGGGCGGAAAUUGUCCUUAUGGAAGUGUUUCUGGAAACAAAUAUGGUUGACUUUCGCGACUAGCGGUGUUCUGAAGCUUUUCGGGGACGCUACGACUUUAAUAGGCCCUAUGGCGAUUUCGCAGAUUAUUAAUUACGUAUCGGACCUGCAAGACAGCGUUAGAUCGCACGAAAGUGUUCCUUCAAAGGGAAGCAUGACAUUUUCGCAACUCGGAAAAAACGGAUAUUUCUUAGGGAUUGUAGUUUUUUUUGCAAUUAUCUUGCAAAGCACACUGAGCCAGACAUCCACUCAUAUACUUUACGUAGGAGCAAUACGUUUGCGAACAGCUCUUCAGGUGUUAAUUUACGAUAAAGCGCUUCGAUUGUUUUUCUGGAAUAUCUCUGAGGAAGAGAAGUCACUCGACAAAGAGAAAGAUCAACAUCACCAACGACAAUCAGCCGACAUUGGAACUUUGACAAACCUAAUGGCCGAAGAUGCGUACAACGUAAUGAGUUUCUUCUGGAUCGGUCAUUACAUAUGGGCAAUUCCAUUCAAAAUUAUUGCUAUCGUCUUCCUUUUGUAUCUGAAAUUGGGUAUCAGUGCGAUUGCGGGACCUAUUUGCUGUAUAUUGAUCGUUACGCCGAUGCAGCUCGUUCUCGGAAAACAAAUGUCCGAAAAUUCGAAAUUUAUAGCAGAGAAAAGCGAUACGCGUCUUCGUCUAGUUAAUGAAAUUCUUCAAGGAAUGCGACUCAUUAAAUUGCGCGCCUGGGAAAAUGUCUUCGAAGAUCGCGUAUGCGAAACUCGAGAUCAGGAAUUGAAGCUACUGAACAAGGACUCUGUGUACUGGGCGCUAAUUAACUUUUUGACGCACGUUUCCUCCGUUCUGAUGACUCUCUUCACAUUUGGAAUUUAUUUCUGGCUAGAGGAACGAAAUCUUGACGCGGGGAAUGUUUUUGCCAGUCUCGCGCUCUUUUCUCAGCUGACCGUGCCGCUCUUCAUCUUUCCGGUGAUAGUGCCGAUUAUCAUCAACGCCAUGAUUUCGACAACGAGAUUGGAGAAUUUUCUCGAACUGCCGGAAAUUGUGAAUAUUCUUCCGAAACCGAUCAAUUAUAAAUCGUCUAAAGACACACUGUCAAGUUCGCGUACCGAUAACGAUGCAGAGGUCGUUAUCAUCGAUACAACUUUUCGAUCGCUCGACAACAUUGAGGAGGGCGAGGAAAAUAUUGUCGAAGUGCCGAAUUUGCACGACAUCGGUUCUGCAAUGUGCUUGUCGGUCGAUACGGUAUUUGAGAAGGAUCCGGAAGUUCCGGAAUACGUUCUCAAAAUUACAUCGAGCAUCUUCACCUGGGGAUCCGACGAAACCACGUUGAGGGUCAGGGCUCUUAAUUUUCCGGGGGAACAACUGACGAUGAUAGUCGGAAAAAUCGGAAGCGGAAAAACUUCGUUGCUGAUGGCACUCUUGGGAGAGAUUCAGAGAACGAGCGGAAACAUCGAAUGGACCAAAGGUUUGAAGAUCGCUUACGUGUCGCAACGACCGUGGCUUCAGAACACAACUUUGAGAGACAAUGUUCUCUUCGGUUCGGCGUACAGAUCGCAAAGAUAUCGCAAUGUGUUAGACGCGUGCUGCCUACAACCGGACGUGGAUAUACUUCCUGAUCGAGAUUUGACCAGGAUAGGUGAGAAGGGUAUCAAUUUGAGCGGCGGACAGAAGCAAAGGGUCGCUAUAGCCCGAGCGCUUUACAGUGACGCCGAUGUCAUUCUCAUGGACGACCCACUGUCGGCGUUAGAUCAACAUGUUGGUAACCAGAUUUUCGAUCAAGGUGUGAAAAAGUUCUUGCUAAGAAACGGUCGAACGGUGAUCAUGGUCACUCACAAAGUGGAGCUCUUGUCGGCUGCUCAUCAGGUCAUUGUGAUGGACGACUGUCGAGUUCGCGCUGUAGGAACAAAAUUCAGUAUCGAGAACAGCGACGCCGAAUUGGCAGCCGAAUGGCGAAUCGCGAAUUCCAGACGGGAGAACGAAACUCGUUUUCAAAAGACUGCCAAGGACAGAUGGUCCCUGAUUAGAUUAGUUUCUAGAAUUGGGAUUAACGUAAAGAACAAGCACGACGGAUUGUGGAUCAUCGAUCGUGAUGCUUACGUGAAUCCGUCGACGUUUGUACCUUUGAGAUCGCGUCAAGCAAUUUUAUGCAGGUCACGAUAUUUGAGUCACGAUCUCACGGAUCUUCCGGUGCCGGAGGAAUGGAGUACCGCAUCGAAGCCGAAACGAUCGAAGACGCAUCGUGAUAUCACAUCGAUGAUGAUUCUUCAAUCGGUAAAGCGGCCGAGGGUUCAACGACAAAGGAGCGCGCCGAUAAUGAUCGAAAAUCGAUAUUUCACUUCGAGAAGAAACAACACUUACCACAACGGGCAACACAAUAUCGCACCGAAACAAGUUUCUCUACAAAGAUAUCCAGAAGAAAUUACGAACAGAGACAGAAGUAUUCUGCGCCGAUUGAUAUCAGGUUCCAGCAAAAUAAAUCAGCACGAAGAACACAGUCAUCGUCCAGUGAAGCAAUUGUUAUCCACGGAAUCUCAAUUGAGCAACGAUAUAGAUAACGUAGAAGAAAUCCCGAACGACGACGAGGACGUGGACGAACAAGAUGACUUCGAAAUAAACGAUAAGAGCGGGAUGGUCACUCGAAUGAUCUGGAUAGAAUAUCCGAAGGCCGGCGGAUGGAUACCAGGAAUCGUUUACGUCAUAGCGGCACUGGCCUGUCAAGUCGUUCGCGUGUACACCGAUCUCUGGUUGAGCCGGUGGAUAGAUGAAAGCGUUCAUUUGUCGGCAAACGAGCAGCAUGAUACGGUGAUGUACUGCACGACGUACAUCAUCAUAUCAGUGAUUUCUAUUUUUUUGUCACUUCUGUACAAUGUGGCAGGUCAGUGGGCAGGCGCGAGAGCGAGGCACAAGUUGCAUAAGGAAGCUGUUUCCGAACUUCUCAGAGCUCCCAUUUCCUUCUUUGAUUCCACUCCCAUCGGAAAGAUCUUGAACAGUUUCAGUGUCGACAUGGCAGUUAUAGAUAAAAAAAUCUCUACGUCGAUUAAAAGACUCACGUUUUUCGCGUUACUCUGCGGCUCGGCGAUAAUCGUUAACGUUAUCAUCGCACCGUGGUUUUUGAUUGCCGCUGUGCCAACAAGCUGCGCUUAUUACAUAGUACAAAGAUUCUACAGACGGAGCGCUAGGCAACUGCAACAGUUAGACGGCAGCACAAGAGGACCGGUAGCAGCGCAUUUCUCGGAAACUUUAUCCGGACUUCCGACACUGAGAGCAUUUAAGCAGGAAGAUCGCUUCAUGGAGGAGACAAUGAGGCGUCUCGACGUAAACACCAACGCGUUUCUUCUUCUAAACAGCAGCAGCAGAUGGCUGGGCAUCGUAUUGGAUUAUCUGGGUGCUGUUAUCGUCGUGACAGCGAUUUGCGCGGCUUUAUUUUCCGCAAAAUUAUAUCCGCACAGUGUGACACCCGCUCUGGUGGGUCUGGCGAUCAACUACACCCUUGUAAUACCGAUAUAUCUGAACUGGGUGGUCAAGUUCACCGCCGAUAUCGAAAUGUACAUGGGAAGUGUGGCCCGAAUUUCCGCAUACAAGAACACGCAGUCGGAGAACUAUCGGGAAAGUGCUUUGCAGGUAAGCGAUAACUGGCCCGAUAAAGGUGAGAUUGUUUUCGAAAACGUUUCUCUACGUUACGAGACAGAUAGAAAUCCGGUGAUCAGAAAUUUGUCCUUAAAAAUUCCAGCUGGUCAAAAGUUGGGUGUUUGUGGCAGAACCGGUAGUGGAAAAUCAUCGGCCGCAAUGGCCCUUUUUCAACUGAUCGAAAUCAGCCAAGGACGCAUUUUGUUGGACGGAAUCGACAUUCGACAAGUGCCACUUCGAAUCUUGCGAUCGCGGCUAUCGGCCAUAGCGCAAGAUGCUACAAUGUUUAGCGGCACGAUUAGGGAUAAUUUAGAUCCACUUUCGGAAUACGACGACGAGGAAAUCUGGCAUGCUCUCGAACUCUCCCAAAUUAAGGACAUCAUAGCUUCACAUCCUGAGGGAUUAAAACUUGAGGUACGAGAAGGCGGCGAAAAUUUCUCAGCCGGUCAGCUCCAACUUCUUUGUAUGGCGCGGACAAUUCUACAGCGGUCGAGUAUUGUCGUUCUCGACGAAGCAACCAGCGCGCUCGACGUAGCCACCGAAAAGUCGCUUCUAAAAGCGGCUGCUGCCGCUUUCGAAGACAAAACUGUGAUUAUUAUCGCGCAUCGAGCAGCGGCUUUGUUAGACUGCGACCGCAUCGUCGUGUUCGACGAGGGCAAGAUCGUCGAGGAAGGAUCACCGAAGGACUUAAUGCAGAGGCAAUACGGAAUCUUUCCGGCAUUGAUCAAAGAAAUUGAACAAAGCGAUUAACGAUGACAAUCACAAAAGAAAUGAAAAAGCACGUGUCAAAUGGGACUUUACUCUUAUUACAUACUUAACGGACUUAAGAUAAAACUUGAAAGACUGCUAGAUAAUGCGUAUACUACGAUUAUGUUUUUAUAGAGGAAUAAUGCGUGAAACUUUUUAAUUUUUAUAUUAGUAUACAAGAGUGCGCCAGGUGGUACAACUGGGAGAAAGAUACUUCUUUGAGCAAACAAGUUGAAAAUGUUUGAAACAAGAAUUUUUUUAUGCGAGACUCAAGUCUUCAAGAAAACUAGUUUGAAAAAUUGAAACAUUAUCUUCAUUUUGCUUGAUUUAAUAAUAAUUUGUAUCGAAAUAUAUUUGAUAAGAUC
Molecule: messenger RNA, 6123 nt
Organism: Pseudomyrmex gracilis
Lineage: Eukaryota; Metazoa; Arthropoda; Insecta; Hymenoptera; Formicidae
Gene: Sur
Product: ATP-binding cassette sub-family C member Sur
Exons: 31
Coding region: 533-5761 (1742 amino acids)
Biological process (GO): transmembrane transport
Cellular component (GO): membrane
Molecular function (GO): ABC-type transporter activity; ATP hydrolysis activity; ATP binding
Source: RefSeq, a predicted model, not a curated record